This is a messenger RNA of Durio zibethinus, 2198 nucleotides long. Its product is annotated as putative UDP-arabinopyranose mutase 2. Gene Ontology annotation, molecular function: UDP-arabinopyranose mutase activity. Lineage: Eukaryota; Viridiplantae; Streptophyta; Magnoliopsida; Malvales; Malvaceae. Gene Ontology annotation, biological process: UDP-L-arabinose metabolic process; plant-type cell wall organization or biogenesis. The record is from RefSeq and is a predicted model, not a curated record. Gene Ontology annotation, cellular component: cytosol; Golgi apparatus.
CGCCUCUCGUUUUACCUCUCAAAAUCCUCACCGUUCUCUCUCUUGGUUGCCUUGCUUUGCUCUGCUCUGCCUGCAAGUCCAAGCUUUCUCCAAUGGCCCAGCCAGCGACUAUCUCACCAACCCCGCUGUUGAAGGAUGAGCUUGACAUCGUGAUUCCAACCAUUCGGAACUUGGACUUUUUGGAGAUGUGGAGACCCUUUUUCCUGCCUUACCAUCUCAUCAUAGUUCAAGAUGGUGAUCCUUCAAAGACCAUCAAGGUUCCUGCAGGCUUUGACUAUGAGCUUUACAACAGGAACGAUAUCAACAAGAUUUUGGGUCCUAAGGCUUCUUGUAUCUCUUUCAAGGACUCUGCUUGUAGGUGCUUUGGUUACAUGGUUUCGAAGAAGAAGUACAUCUAUACCAUUGAUGAUGACUGCUUUGUUGCUAAAGAUCCAUCUGGAAAGGACAUCAAUGCAUUGGAGCAGCACAUAAAGAACCUUCUGAGUCCUUCAACUCCAUUUUUCUUUAACACUCUCUAUGACCCAUACCGAGCUGGUGCAGAUUUUGUUCGUGGGUACCCAUUCAGUCUCCGUGAGGGUGUACCCACUGCUGUGUCUCAUGGCCUCUGGCUCAACAUCCCAGAUUAUGAUGCACCAACUCAGCUUGUCAAGCCUCUUGAGAGGAACACCAGGUACGUUGAUGCUAUUAUGACAAUAACAAAGGGAACCCUCUUUCCCAUGUGUGGUAUGAAUCUGGCAUUCAACCGUGAAUUAAUUGGCCCUGCAAUGUACUUUGGGCUCAUGGGUGAUGGUCAACCAAUUGGACGAUACGAUGAUAUGUGGGCAGGCUGGUGUACCAAGGUUAUAUGUGAUCACCUAGGGUUGGGAGUGAAGUCUGGAUUGCCUUACAUUUGGCACAGCAAAGCCAGCAACCCUUUUGUGAAUCUUAAGAAGGAAUACAAAGGAAUUUACUGGCAAGAAGAAUUGAUUCCAUUCUUCCAGUCUGUUACCCUUCCUAAGGAUUGCUCCACCGUUCAGAAAUGCUACAUUGAACUCUCCAAGCAGGUCAAGGAAAAACUUGGCAAGGUUGAUGAGUACUUCAACAAGCUCGCUGAUGCUAUGGUGACAUGGAUUGAAGCAUGGGAUGAGCUGAAUCCAACAGGUGCUAAAUCUGCCGAGUUGUUCAAUGCUGGGAAGUAAACUUCUUCAGUAAACAGCCAGCAUUUUCGUUUAGCAGCCCUAGGCUUGUACCGUGAUCAUCGAUUUUGUCCGAGCUCUUGCAUUAAAGCUUGGAAUAUUUAUUUUGCAGGUUGGGGGAUAUAAUUUUAUUUAUAAUACCACUGAGUUUAGAAUAAUAAGAAAUUAGUGGCUUAUGUAUUGUAUUAGAUUUGUGAUUGAGAUUGUUGCCUUUCGAAAAGUUUUAGUUACAGAUUUAUUUGAUAAAGUGUUUUUCCUUUCUUGUUUUCUGUUGGUUUCUGUUGAAGUUUUCUUUCUUCUGAAUGAUAAGUUGAAAGGGUAAAGGCGUUGUUAUCCUUUUUAGGCUUCUUCAACGAGUCAAUGUAAGGUGAGAGUCAUUGUUGAAUGAUGAAAUCAUGGUAGAUGGGCAUUUGAUAGCCGAAAGGAUCAAGUUAAUUUUGUUCAAUUACGGGGGAAAUUGUGGUUGGAACUUGACACCAGAAACCGAUUUGUCUAACAAGUUUCUGACUGAUUGUUCCUGAUCGGUUCAUCUAACUUGGACCGCAGGUUGUACUUGUCAGCAAGACAAAUGAUGAUUCCACCCAUACCUAAUUAUAGUGCAGCAAUCCUGAAGUAUUUAUUUGUCUUCACUUCCUGCCAAAGCAAAUGAAGGAAACAAUUAAGAGUCCAUCGCACUGCAACUUCUUUUUGAGGCUAACUCCAUCAUUAGGUACAUUUGUACAGCAUUGCAUGGUGAGAUAUAAUUGGGAAUCUCACAUAUUGGUGUAACAUCUCGCGAUGGAGUUGGCUUGACUUCCUCUCUAGUUACAGGUACGAGGAGAAGGGUUCAGUAAACAACUGGAUCUUAGGACAAUUGGUUUACCGGAUGUUAGAGCAGUCGACUGUUUUAGAGUACGUUUUUUAAUUAUGACAGUUGAUUGUCUUCGAUGAAACAAUCAACUGCCAUAAUUUCACCAUUACUGGUAUAUUUGUAUUCAAGCACAUUUUAAUUAUUUAUUUAAAUAUCAACAUUAUAAUAUUCAA